UAAAAAAUGACCACACCAAACAAGACACCUCCUGGUGCUGACCCUAAGCAGUUGGAAAGGACUGGAACAGUGCGGGAAAUUGGGUCACAAGCUGUUUGGUCACUCUCAUCUUGCAAACCAGGAUUUGGAGUGGAUCAGUUACGAGAUGACAAUCUUGAGACUUAUUGGCAAUCAGAUGGCUCCCAGCCUCAUUUAGUAAACAUCCAAUUCAGAAAGAAAACAACAGUGAAGACAUUAUGUAUUUAUGCAGACUACAAAUCUGAUGAAAGCUACCCAAGCAAGAUCUCAGUCAGAGUAGGAAAUAAUUUUCACAAUCUUCAAGAAAUUCGGCAACUUGAAUUGGUGGAACCAAGUGGCUGGAUUCAUGUACCCUUAACUGAUAAUCAUAAGAAGCCAACUCGCACAUUCAUGAUACAGAUUGCAGUUCUAGCCAAUCAUCAAAAUGGAAGAGACACCCACAUGAGACAAAUUAAAAUAUACACACCAGUGGAAGAGAGCUCCAUUGGUAAAUUUCCUAGAUGUACAACUAUCGAUUUCAUGAUGUAUCGUUCCAUAAGGUGACCUUAAUACAGAACAAAAGUCAUUAAACAUAUCUUUGUUUUAUCUCAUCAGUAAAUAUUAUAUCUGGAAUCUUUAUUGAAAACAUCAGUUAUUUUGCAAUUUUGUAUGCAUUGAAGAGUAUUUUAUUGUAACUUUAAUAAAUAGAUUUUGGGUCAUAUAAUUUUUAUUUUCUUUAACAUAUAAUGAAGCUCACAUAUUUUACAUUAUUAAAAAAGGAUUUAAAGCCAAUCAUUAAAUUUUUCAUUAUAUCAAAAGAAAAACAAUUGAACUGAAAAUUUUAAGAGGUAACAACUUUUUACCAACUAAGUGAAUAUUGUGAACGUCCAUUAGAGUAAUGGUUUAUUUCGUGUUUGGAAACAAUACUAUGUUUUAUCAAUAAAUACUAUCUUUAAUAGGC
Messenger RNA from Lutra lutra (Eurasian river otter), 958 nucleotides. It is a transcript of the gene ANAPC10, whose product is annotated as anaphase promoting complex subunit 10. Gene Ontology annotation, cellular component: anaphase-promoting complex. Gene Ontology annotation, biological process: anaphase-promoting complex-dependent catabolic process; protein K11-linked ubiquitination. Lineage: Eukaryota; Metazoa; Chordata; Mammalia; Carnivora; Mustelidae. The record is from RefSeq and is a predicted model, not a curated record.